Sorex araneus (European shrew) is the source of this 2873-nucleotide messenger RNA. RefSeq names its product GRIP1 associated protein 1 (gene GRIPAP1). NCBI's taxonomy places the organism in Eukaryota, Metazoa, Chordata, Mammalia, Eulipotyphla, Soricidae. The record is from RefSeq and is a predicted model, not a curated record. The transcript has 26 exons. Gene Ontology annotation, biological process: regulation of modification of synaptic structure; neurotransmitter receptor transport, endosome to postsynaptic membrane; regulation of recycling endosome localization within postsynapse. The coding region runs from base 14 to 2545 and encodes 843 amino acids. Gene Ontology annotation, cellular component: postsynaptic recycling endosome; glutamatergic synapse; extrinsic component of postsynaptic early endosome membrane.
UGGGGGGAGGAACAUGGCGCAAGCUCUGUCUGAGGAGGAGUUUCAGCGGAUGCAGGCUCAGCUGCUGGAACUCCGGACAAACAACUAUCAGCUUUCAGAUGAACUACGCAAAAAUGGAGUUGAACUCACGAGUCUUCGCCAGAAGGUGGCCUACCUGGAUAAAGAGUUCAGCAAAGCUCAGAAGGCACUGAGCAAGAGCAAGAAAGCUCAGGAAAUUGAGGGACUGCUGAGUGAAAAUGAGAUGCUGCAGGCAAAACUGCACAGCCAGGAGGAGGACUUCCGCUUGCAGAACAGCACUCUUAUGGCUGAGUUCAGCAAGCUUUGCAGCCAGAUGGAACAAUUAGAGUUGGAGAACCGGCAGCUGAAGGAUGGUGCUGCCAAGCCCGAGGUGGCUCAGGUUGGGAGCAUUGUGGAUGGAGAGCUGUUGAGGCUGCAGGCUGAGAACACAGCCCUGCAGAAGAAUGUGGCUGCCCUGCAGGAGCGCUAUGGGAAAGAGUCUGGGAAGUCAGUAGCUGCUAAUGAGGGUCCUGGGGACUCCACUGGGAGCCCAACCCCCACUGUUCUGGCCCCCAUGCCAUUGACAGAGGUGGAACUGAAAUGGGAGAUGGAAAAGGAGGAAAAGAGAUUGCUCUGGGAACAGCUGCAAGGUUUAGAGAGCUUGAAGCAGGCAGAAACGACCCGACUUCAGGAAGAACUAGCCAAGCUCUCAGAAAAACUGAAAAAGAAACAAGAAAGUUUUUGCCGUCUACAGACAGAAAAGGAGACACUUUUCAAUGACAGCCGGAACAAGAUCGAAGAGUUACAACAGCGGAAAGAAGCUGAUCUCAAAGCUCAGCUGGCUCGGACGCAGAAGCUACAGCAGGAACUUGAAGCAGCCAAUCAGAGCUUGGCAGAGCUGAGAGAUCAGCAGCAGGGGGAGCGCCUGGAGCAUGCAGCCGCUCUGAAAGCCCUCCAAGAUCAGGUGUCCGUGCAGAGCGCAGAUGCUCAGGAACAGGUGGAAGGGCUGUUGGCUGAGAACAAUGCCUUGAGGACCAGCCUGGCUGCCCUGGAACAGAUCCAAACAUCUAAGACCCAGGAACUGAACAUCCUCCGGGAACAGACGACUGGUCUCACGACCGAGUUGCAGCAGCAGCAGACUGAGUAUGAGGAUCUCAUGGGACAGAAAGAUGACCUCAACUCCCAGCUCCAGGAAUCAUUACGGGCCAAUAGUCGACUGCUGGAACAACUUCAGGAAAUUGGGCAGGAGAAAGAGCAGUUGACCCAGGAACUACAGGAGGCUCGGAAGAGUGCUGAGAAGCGGAAGGCCAUGCUGGAUGAGCUGGCCAUGGAAACGCUGCAGGAGAAAUCCCAGCACAAGGAAGAGCUGGGAGCAGUUCGGCUCCGGCACGAGAAGGAGAUGCUGGCGGUACGUGCCCGCUACGAGCGUGAACUCCGGGAGUUACACGAAGAUAAGAAACAGCAGGAGGAGGAGCUCCGCGGACAGAUCCGAGAGGAGAAGGCACGCACACGGGAUCUAGAGAACCUGCAGCAGACAGUGGAAGAGCUUCAAGCGCAAGUGCAUUCAAUGGAUGGUGCCAAGGGCUGGUUUGAGCGGCGCCUGAAGGAGGCUGAGGAAUCGCUGCAGCAGCAGCAGCAUGACCAAGAUGAGGCCCUGCAGCAGUGUCGGGAGAAGCACGCUGGGGAACUGAAGAGCAAGGAGGAGGAGCUGCAGGGUGUGCGGGCUGAACUCCAACAGGCCCAGGAGGAGCGGGACUGUCACCUCAAGACCAUCAGCACCCUGAAACAGGAAGUGAAGGACACCGUGGACGGGCAGCGAAUCCUAGAGAAGAAGGGCAGUGCUGCGCUUAAGGACCUCAAGAGGCAGCUGCACCUCGAGCGGAAACGGGCAGACAAGCUGCAAGAGCGGUUGCAGGACAUUCUCACUAACAGCAAGAGCCGCUCUGGUGAGGGCCUCGAGGAGCUGGUUCUGUCAGAGAUGCACUCCCCAAGCCGGACCCAGACAGGGGACAGUAGUAGCGUGUCCUCCUUCAGCUACCGGGAAAUCUUGCGGGAGAAGGAGACCUCAGCUGUUCCUGCUAGGUCCUUAUCCAGCAGCCCACAGGCCCAGCCGCCUCGACCUGCCGAGCUCUCCGAUGAGGAAGUAGCUGAGCUCUUCCAACGCCUCGCAGAGACACAGCAGGAGAAAUGGAUGCUGGAGGAGAAGGUGAAGCAUCUGGAGGUGAGCAGCGCCUCCAUGGCAGAGGACCUGUGUCGGAAAAGCGCCAUCAUUGAGACCUAUGUCAUGGACAGCCGGAUCGAUGUGUCCGUGGCCGCUGGCCACACCGACCGCAGCGGGCUGGGCAGUGUCCUGAGAGACCUAGUGAAGCCUGGCGACGAGAACCUUCGGGAGAUGAACAAGAAGCUCCAGAACAUGUUGGAGGAGCAGCUCACCAAGAAUAUGCACUUGCACAAGGACAUGGAAGUUCUGUCCCAGGAAAUUGUGCGGCUCAGCAAGGAGUGUGUGGGGUCCCCGGACCCAGAUCUAGACUCGGGAGAAGCCAAUUGAAGACCUCCAGGAUGCUCCUAACCUGCUCCAACCUUGUCCCCAAAACACCAUUCCCUUGGGCAGUGAUGGGGGCGCAGGGGACAGCGCCUCCAUCACAGAGGUCAGGAGACUGGACAUUAAAGGGUUGGAGGUCUGAUGGCUGGUGAUAGUGACCCUGUCUUUGGGCAGAGGCCCCUUGGGGAAGGAGAACCCCGGGGAGGUAUUUCUCCUCCUCCUCCUCAGCCCUGGCUCUGUAGAGCCUCGGCCUUCGACACUGCAUGAGUCCUCCUCCCAGAGAUCAACUCUCGAUUUUAUUUUUAUUUUGUUAAUUUAUGUUUGGAAGCCUGGC